Molecule: messenger RNA, 1668 nt
Organism: Nematostella vectensis (starlet sea anemone)
Lineage: Eukaryota; Metazoa; Cnidaria; Anthozoa; Actiniaria; Edwardsiidae
Product: universal stress protein A-like protein
Exons: 4
Coding region: 72-554 (160 amino acids)
Source: RefSeq, a predicted model, not a curated record
UCUUGGCCGAGUUUUUCCUCGGGCGAGAAACCUACACAGUCCGCAUAAAGGCCCGCAUAAAGUACGCCAAGAUGGCCACAGAGUCUCAGCAAGAUACAAAAUAUGAGAAAAGACGAGUUCUGCUAGCCAUAGACCACAGUGAGCACAGUAUGAGGGCAUUUGAAUGGUAUUUUGAAAACAUCCACAGAGAUGAUAAUCUUCUGAUGUUAGUUCACUCACAAGAACUUCCUCCAAUUUUCAUUCCGCCGGAUGCUUUUGGAACGACCCUGUAUAAUGAAUGGUUGGCAGAAGCGAAGAAGGCUAGCUUACAAAGCAAGAAACUACUGGAGGGGUUUGAAAGGAUGUGUAAAGAGCGGCAUUGCGAGUGUGAGAAGCAUCUACUGGAAGGAGACAACCCUGGACCAGCCAUCAUCAAACUGAUAAAAAAGUCCAAACCUAACUAUGUGGUGAUAGGGUCACGUGGCCAGAGCAUGGUCCGAAGGACUGUCAUGGGCAGUGUGAGCGACUUCAUAAUACAUCAUGCACAUGUUCCUGUAUGCAUCAGCCCUCCCUGAUUGUUGGAUUAAAAAAUAGUGAAUAGGCAUGUACAUGUACAAUGAAAACCGCACCCUAGAGCAGUUCCCUUGGAGAGACAUCUCAACCUCGCUGGCCACUAAAUAGAGACCUUCAAGGCUCUAGAACCAGGGUAUAGAGCAGUUAUUAUUUAUUACAAUUUCUCAAUUAUGCGACAAAUUUUCUUGUUCUCAAGGUUGUCUAACUAGAAUGCAAGCACAUCAACCAUGAAACGUGGGGUUGCCUUGCUGGAAUAAAAUUGGAAAAAAGGGGAAAAGGUUUUUCCUUACCCAGGGCUGUAUGCUGUCCUCCCCUUUUUAUCUUUCGGCCUUUACAACACGGAUAUUGGUACUGGGUCACUAUUCAUGUCCAUGAAAAAGCAAUAUUUAAAAGAACCUGGGAAAAACUGGCAGGUACUGCUUCCUCCAGCAUAAAUGUAGAUAGUAGGAAAAGACAACCCAACUCUGACACCAAAAAGCAAUAUUUGCUUGUUGAAAGAAAGCCAAGUUUUCAUACAUUCUAUGAUUAUGGUAUCUGUGUCUACCCAUCCCCUUCAGCAAAUCAUAAUUACACGCAGAAGGUAAAAAAAUGUCUACAAUCGCAUAGCGCAACAUGCUCGAAGAUCCAGCGUAUUUUGCGGGCGUUUCCUUUUCCCGGGCGUUUCCCGCAAAGAACGCUGGAUCCUGGAGCAUAAUAGCACAAGGGCCUUACUGCUCAUGGCCUAAUUCAUGGUGCAUACAGGUAUUAGUGAUCAGUUUGAAGGGUCCCAAUUUCUCUCGUGAUCGGGCCUUACUUCUUAAAGUGCACUAAGGGCUUAAAUGUUUACGUUGCACAAGUGCUUAAUUGUUCAAGGGCCUAACUGCUCAUAGUGUGCACGGUCCUUAUUGCUAACGGUGCACAAGGGCUUAAUUGCUCAUGGCUAAUAAUAAUGUUUAGUUAUUUACGAGACGGACAAACGACCGCAUGGUAAACGCCGCCAUGUUGAAUUUAUUACACACACAGAACCCGGAUGUGAAUCGCGUGACAUAUCAUUACAGUAGAGUAAAGCAGAGGUAGCCGAGUUUUUCGAUACAUAGACUAGGGAAUACUAGGGACUAAAAGUGAUCACUUCUAACA